Darwinula stevensoni is the source of this 360-nucleotide messenger RNA. The record is from the annotation of a GenBank genome assembly. NCBI's taxonomy places the organism in Eukaryota, Metazoa, Arthropoda, Ostracoda, Podocopida, Darwinulidae.
AUGCCACGUAUAUAUGAUUCCCAAACCGGGGUGUCCGUGGAGAAACCAUUAACAUUCCAGACAUGGGUGGUGGUGACGAUCCUGGGGACGUUUCUACCGGGGACAUUGCCGGAUUGGGACUUGGAACCCAUCUGUGGAUGGGGCAAGAUCGGGGAGAGCUUCCUCCUCCCCCUUCUCCUCCUCGCCCUUGACCCCCGUCUUAAACAGGCCCUCCAGCACACCUUCUCCCGUCGUCACUCUAAGGACCACCUUGCAUCUGCCACUCGCUUCCACGAUCCAAACACGGUGGAGGGAUUGGAAGUGAAAGGAGGAAAGGCUUUUUCCCACCUCAUCGAAGAGGUCAAGGAGGACUGCGACUGA